This is a messenger RNA of Lathyrus oleraceus (garden pea), 1208 nucleotides long. RefSeq names its product probable carbohydrate esterase At4g34215. Bases 192 to 1133 code for a protein of 313 amino acids. NCBI's taxonomy places the organism in Eukaryota, Viridiplantae, Streptophyta, Magnoliopsida, Fabales, Fabaceae. The record is from RefSeq and is a predicted model, not a curated record. The transcript has 2 exons.
UUGAAAAACCAGAGACUACAGAGUUACUGUAUAUGAAAAGCAAUUAACAAAAAUUAUAUACUAUAUUUUGCACAAUGACCGAGAAGCUUUUCAUAUAAUUUAUUCUCGAUAUUUUUGAGGUAUGUCGUAUAUAAAUUAAAAAAUAAUCUAGUAUAGAAAAACAACUUCUAUCUCAAACCCAACAACCGUAAAUGUCAUCGUUUUUCUCAUCACUGUUUUUCCUGCUUCUGAUAAUUCAACCAUACCCAAUGAAUCUCACACAAGCAGAAAAAAACAUAUUCAUACUAGCCGGACAAAGCAACAUGGCCGGCAGAGGAGGCGUAACAAACGACACAACAACCGGUGCAACAACCUGGGACGGCAUCGUUCCAUCUCAAUGCAACCCAAACCCUUCAAUCCUUAAACUCAACUCACAUCUCAAAUGGGUGGAAGCACAAGAGCCUCUUCACGAAGACAUAGAUAGAGAAAAAACAAACGGGAUUGGACCAGGAAUGGCGUUUGCGAAUCAUGUGUUGGAAAAGAACAUGGGAGUUGGUGUGGUGGGGUUGGUCCCAUGUGCGAUUGGUGGUUCCAAUAUAAGUGAAUGGGAAAAGGGUAAAGUGCUUUAUAGCCACAUGAUGAAGAGGGUUAAAGCUUCGUUGCGUGAUGGUGGUGGUGAUGUUCGAGGGGUUCUUUGGUUUCAAGGAGAGUCUGAUACGGUGAGUUUAAGGGAUGCGGAGUCUUAUCAAAGUAGAGUUCGCAGGUUUUUCUUGGAUGUUCGUGCUGAUUUGCAGACUCCAUUGCUUCCUAUAAUUCAGGUGGCUUUAGCAUCAGGAUCAGGCCCAUACGUAGAGAUAGUGAGACAAGCCCAGCUGGGUAUAGACCUCCUGAGUUUGAAAACUGUGGAUGCUAAGGGCUUGCCUCUUCAGCCCGAUGGGCUUCAUCUUUCCACCCAGGCCCAAGUUGAGCUUGGAAAGAUGAUGGGUGAUGCAUUCCUUCAAUUUGUACCUUCUUCAAUUCCAAGUCCAAAUGUACAUCAUAAUAAUGUUAGUCCAAUACGUAAGGAGUCCUCAAAUUCUAUUGGGCUUUCUAAUUUUGUUUCUCAUAUUUACAUAGUUCCUUUGUUCACAACAUUUCUCAUAAUGAUUUCUUAACUUUCUUGUAGAGGUGUUGAUUAUUCACAUUAAUAUUAAUAUAUAAAUAUAAAUAAAUGUUAUCACCUGAGAUUA